UCUUUCUUCUGUGGUUCCACUUUCUUGGCCAUAAAGUCCUGUUUUUUCGGUUGCACUACUAUAGGUUGAACUUGAUGACGCUUGACGGCUUUCGAAUCUGAGGAUAGUAUAUUAUCAUCCGACUUGGAUCUUGAAUGGACCUUCGGUUGCUGCUGCUGCUGUAUAUUAAUCUCUGAUUGCGAAUCUGAAUAA
Haemonchus placei is the source of this 192-nucleotide messenger RNA. The record is from the annotation of a GenBank genome assembly. Lineage: Eukaryota; Metazoa; Nematoda; Chromadorea; Rhabditida; Trichostrongylidae.